GGUUACUCUCUCUUUUUCACGAUCAACUGCACUUGCUCCAAGCAUGGCGACGGCAAAAACUGUGAAAGAUGUCUCUCCUCAUGAAUUCGUGAAAGCAUAUGCUGCUCAUCUCAAGAGAUCCGGGAAGGUUGAACUUCCCCCGUGGACGGAUAUAGUUAAGACUGCAAGAUUCAAGGAGCUUGCACCUUAUGAUCCAGAUUGGUACUAUGUGAGAGCUGCCUCCAUGGCUAGGAAAAUCUAUUUGAGGGGAGGUCUUGGCGUUGGGGCUUUUAAGCGGAUUUAUGGUGGAAGCAAGAGGAACGGAAGUCGCCCUCCACACUUCUGCGAAAGCAGUGGUGCUAUUGCCCGUCACAUUUUACAACAGUUGCAGGAAAUGAACAUUGUUGAUGUUGAUCCCAAGGGUGGCAGGAAAAUCACUUCAAGCGGACGGCGGGAUCUCGACCAAGUUGCUGGCCGGAUAGUUGUUGCCCCCUGAUUGAUGAAUAGAGAUUUGUGUGUUUGUGAUGAGAGAUACGACCGUGAAAAUUUUGGAGUCAGCUGUUUGAAAGAUAAUCGGAUGAAGAUAAGCUUACUCGCGUUUUUCAUGGGUUUUGGAUGGUUUCAAGUUCAUUUUCAUCUCCUUGGUGUGGAUUUAUGCGUUUUUAGGAUGAGAUAUGUUUUUCAAUAUUCCGAACAGUCGCCUGGAUUAUGCUUAGCGACAGUGCAUUUGUAGUAAUUUUUGAAAUAUUAAAUCAUAGAGUUUGUCCACUUAAUCUCUUACUUGUUCUUAAAUA
Cucurbita moschata (crookneck pumpkin) is the source of this 773-nucleotide messenger RNA. RefSeq names its product 40S ribosomal protein S19-3. The record is from RefSeq and is a predicted model, not a curated record. Gene Ontology annotation, molecular function: structural constituent of ribosome; RNA binding. Bases 44 to 475 code for a protein of 143 amino acids. Gene Ontology annotation, cellular component: ribosome; cytosolic small ribosomal subunit. The transcript is spliced from 4 exons. NCBI's taxonomy places the organism in Eukaryota, Viridiplantae, Streptophyta, Magnoliopsida, Cucurbitales, Cucurbitaceae. Gene Ontology annotation, biological process: ribosomal small subunit assembly; translation.